ACAGCAACAUGCCAUGGACGGAGCAGAGUGGCCGGCAGGAGCUCAUUUCAAGCAUUGGAAAAUGUUCCAUCUGUUUUCCCACUGUUGGCAUUGUAUACAGAAGAAGCACGAGCCAGUCAGGAAUGUGACGAUUCUCUUCAUGGGGUUGGAAAAUUCUGGAAAGAGUUCAGUGAUAAGAGUCAUUAAGAGAGUGCCCCCUAAAGCCCUUACGUCUCCAUCUUCUGAUCCUCUGAAAACCCAACUUCGCCUCGACCACUUUAAUCUGACUCUCCUUGAGCUGCCCAGUGGACAGAAGGCUAGAGCCAGCUGGAGGUUAUAUUACCCCCAAGCCCACGCCUUUGUCUUUUUAGUGGAUUCCUGUGACCGCGGACGCUUACAGGAAGUGGCGAGUGUCCUCCAAUGUAUCCUGAAACACCCAGCAGUGUCCGGGAAGCCACUUUUAAUAUUAGCUAAUAAACAGGAGAGAGCCUUCGCACUGCUGCCCAGUGAAAUCAUUGAGCUCCUGUCGCUGGAAAAAUUGGUGAACGAGAAUAAGACGAUUUGCAGAAUUGAACCGUGUUCCGCAACCACAGACCUCCGAUCCCAUUACGAAUGGACGAUUCUGAAGGGACUACGUUGGAUUCUAAAGUCUGUAACCUUUAGCUAUUCCUCAUUAAACACUUGUGUGUUACAAGAGAGCGCAGAACAGAAAGAGAGUAUACAUCACAGGACUGCCGUGAUGCCGCGGAACGUCAGUGAUCUGCCAAAAUGGAAGGUGACUGAUGAGGAAAUUACGGGCCUUGUAGAGUACAAACCAUUCCCGUGCGGCAAAGAAAGAGCUCUGAAGCCCAUUCAAAAUAUAUUGACACAGACAGGAUACAGCCUGCAGAGAACAAACAAGAAGAAGAGGAAGAAGGUGAAGGUGCUGGAGACCAGUUCGCCUCAAAUUCUGAACGCUGAUGGAAGUAAAGUGCGUGACAAAAAAGCUGAACCUCGAGCAUCUCCCGCUAAAGAAUCUCGCCACCACUAUAUGGACCCCAGGACUGUCGUCAUACCGGCGAGCCAAAGUGAUAACCAAGCCACGCGUGAAGGUUCCAAGAGAAGAAAGAAGAGGAGACCGCCGCCGCCGCCAAAACAACAAAUAAAAUCUCUGGAUGGCGUCCGCUCUACAGGAGACAUGGGCCAAACAUUCGAUCUUUACCGAAAAGCUAUGCAAGCUUUAAAGCUAAAGCAAGAAACGCAAAGGAAGGUCAAUCCAUAA
Nanorana parkeri is the source of this 1240-nucleotide messenger RNA. Its product is annotated as ADP-ribosylation factor-like protein 13B. Gene Ontology annotation, cellular component: non-motile cilium; ciliary membrane. Gene Ontology annotation, molecular function: GTP binding; GTPase activity. The coding region runs from base 14 to 1240 and encodes 408 amino acids. The record is from RefSeq and is a predicted model, not a curated record. The transcript has 11 exons. Gene Ontology annotation, biological process: receptor localization to non-motile cilium; non-motile cilium assembly. Lineage: Eukaryota; Metazoa; Chordata; Amphibia; Anura; Dicroglossidae.